This is a messenger RNA of Linum trigynum, 2878 nucleotides long. The record is from the annotation of a GenBank genome assembly. Lineage: Eukaryota; Viridiplantae; Streptophyta; Magnoliopsida; Malpighiales; Linaceae.
CGGCCGACAUAUAUAAGAGUGGUUUUGACAACCAUCAACAACAAUAAAAAAAAAAAGAUUAAUGUUAGAUAUGCUAAUUUCGUUGAUCUUUUUCAAGUGAUUGUAAGCUGGUACUCUGUUUCAAAUGACUUCAACAAAACUAAACAACACCCUUAGCUGGUUUCCAUUUUUUGCCAUCGCUUUCCAGGUUUGUGAAUGGGAGGAAGAUUACAAGCUGACAUGAAAACUCUCCAUCUGUCCAUCUCUCUUAUUCCCCUGCCAUCUCUACAACAGUACAACUGAUCAUGAUAAGUGGCUGGUGAGGAAACCCAGUUUAAGGCACCUGCAUGUUUGGGGUUGCCCAGCGGAAGUGAGAAUAUAUAAUCCACAUGAAAAGAAACUGGACUCACGAAUUAUCCAAAAAAAUCUAAGGGGUAUCGAUUUUAUUGCCCUAACCAUAGUACGAGAAUUGUUGAAACUGGAAAUGCUAGGUUCAUUGAGAAUGGUGAAGUUAGUGGGAGCUUAGAGCCACGCAAUGUGGAAAUUCAAGAAGUUAGAGUGCAAAUCUCUUUGCCUCUUCCCUCUUCUCAAGUUGUUGCUCCUGCACAUGUUGAGCAUGAUAACGAUUUGCAAGAACAACAAAUGAGCGGUCAAGCACCACCUAAUAUUGCUAUUGAGAAUGAACCUAACAUAGAUGAACCACAAGAAAUCGCAUUAAGAAGGUCUACAAGAAAUCGAAUACCUGCAAUUUCGAAUGAUUAUGAGGUUUAUCUUCACGAGUUAGAAUCUAAUUUAGGACUCUAUCAUGAUUCAGUAUCAUUUUCACAAGCCAUGGAAAGUGAGCAUUCUGAUAAAUGGUUAGCUGCCGCGAAAGAAGAGAUGAAAUCUAUGUAUAAAAAUGAAGUUUGGGACCUUGUUGAUUUGCCUGAAGGUUGUAAAAGAGUUGGUAAUAGAUGGGUCUGGAAGACCAAACACGACUCUAAUGGCAAUAUCGAAAGACAUAGGGCCAGACUUGUUGCCAAAGGUUUCACUCAGAAAAGUGGCGUUGACUAUAAAGAGACAUUUUCACCCGUCUCUAAGAAAGACUCCAUAAGGAUUGUCAUGGCAAUGGUAGCUCAUUAUAAUCUAGAGCUCCAUCAGAUGGAUGUGAAACCCGCCUUUCUGAAUGGGAAUUCAGAUGAAGCAGUCUAUAUGGAUCAACCUGAAGGUUUUGUGGUUGAGGGAAAAGAACAUAUGGUGUGUAAAUUAAAGAAGUCAAUAUACGGACUUAAACAAACUUCCCGACAAUGGUAUAUUAAGUUCAAUAAUACCAUUACAUCUUUUGGAUUUAAGGAGAACAUCGUCGAUCGAUGUAUAUAUCUGAAGAUUAGUGGGAGCAAGUUUAUAAUUUUAGUUUUGUAUGUUGACGAUAUCUUGCUUGCUACUAAUGAUCUUGGUUUAUUACAUCAAACCAAGGAGUUUCUCUCUAUGAACUUUGAAAUGAAGGAUUUGGGUGAGGCAUCCUAUGUGAUUGGAAUAGAAAUAUUUCGUGAUAGAUCACAAGGACUGUUGGGAUUGUCUCAGAAAUCAUACAUUAACCGGAUCCUAGAGAGAUACAACAUGGCUGAAUGCUCUGCAAAUGUCGUUCCAAUUCAGAAGGGAGAUAAAUUUAGUCUCAAACAAUGUCCAAAGAAUGAAUUGGAACGCAAGCAAAUGGAACACAUUCCUUAUGAAUCUAUUGUUGGAAGUUUGAAUUAUGCACAAACUUGUAUCAUACCAGACAUCAGUUUUGCUGUCGGAAUGCUGGGCAGGUAUCAAAGUAAUCCAGGAGUAGAUCAUUGGAAAGCUGCAAAGAAGGUACUAUGGUAUUUGCAAGGAACAAAAGACCACAUGCUCACCUUUGGGAGAUCUGAUCACCUUGAGGUGAUUGGAUAUUCAGAUUCAGAUUAUGCUGGAUGUGUAGACACCAGGAAGUCUACUUUUGGCUAUUUGUUCCUUCUAGCCGGAGGGGCAAUUUCAUGGAAGAGUGCGAAGCAGUUUGUUAUUGCCACAUCCACUAUGGAAGCUGAAGUCAUAGCUUGUUAUGAAGCUACGAAUCAUGGUUUAUGGCUGCGGUAUUUUAUUUAUGGACUUGGAAUUGUCGACACUAUCGCCAAGCCGCUGAAAAUUUACUGUGAUAAUUCCGCAACGGUAUUCUUCUCUAAGAAUGACAAGUAUUCGAAGGGUGCUAAGCAUAUGGAGGUGAAAUACUUUGUCGUUAAGGAAGAAGUUCAGAAACAAAGGGUGUCGAUCGAGCAUAUUAGCACAUAGCUUAUGAUUGCUGAUCCAUUAACAAAAGGAUUGUCUCCUAAGACAUUUGCUAAACAUGUCGAAAGGAUGGGGAUUAUAGGACGUCAUGACUAAAGUUAUUUUAUGUUUCAUGGAUUGACACUUUGAGCUCAUUUAUUUUGUUUCUGGAAUAAAGUUAUGAAUCUUGUCUUGUUUAUCAUGAUCAGUAUAUAUACAUUAUGAAUUAUGUGGACAGAACAAAAUUUUGUCUUUAGGAAAGACAUUAUUGUUGGACCAUUAUGAAUACCUUGUUAUGUGUCAAAUUGAGCAUGAAACUGGUUUUGUGGUACAUGGAAGGGACUAUGUCGAUAAAUUGAUAUAUAACCGCCAUGAUCCUAAUCUAGCUUUCAUACUUGAUUAUGACUUUAUGGUGAACCAAAUAUUAUGGAUUUAUCUUAUGAUGUGCACACUUAUGUUUAUUAUUAGAUCUUGUGAUAUAUAAUGACACAUGGGCCAAGUGGGAGAAUGUAAGCUCAAUUCCCGUAUGGAUCACUAGGGAAUAAUUGUGGCCCAAGUGUAAUUAUCACUUAAUGGUUUAAUAUAUAAGGUAAGUCAUAUAUAUUGGUUAGGUUAAUGAAAAAGGUAAUUUCCU